ACGACAAAAUCAGCUGUUGCACCUCUACAGAUUAAGUCUGUUUCCUUCCCUGAAUGUGGCGUUGAAUACCAGGAUUACACUCCCUGCACUGAUCCAAGGAGAUGGAAGAAGUAUGGUUACAAACGGCUUGCUUUCUUGGAACGACAUUGCCCACCAAUAUUUGAAAGAAAAGAGUGCUUGGUCCCACCCGAGGGUUAUAAAAUGCCAAUUAGAUGGCCAAAGAGCAAGAAUGAGUGUUGGUACAGAAAUGUGCCAUAUGAUUGGAUCAACAAGCAGAAGUCUAAUCCAUGGCUGAAGAAAGAAGGAGAAAAAUUCUUCUUCCCUGGUGGAGGCACGAUGUUUCCUAAGGGAGUUAGUCAUUAUGUAGAUCUUAUGGAAAACUUGCUUCCUCAAUUGAAAGAUGGAACUAUUCGUACUGCUAUUGAUACUGGCUGUGGGGUGGCUAGCUGGGGAGGCGAUUUACUGGAUAGAGGAAUUCUUACUGUUUCCCUGCCCAAGGAUAACCAUGAGGCACAAGUCCAAUUUGCCCUGGAACGUGGUAUUCCUGCAAUCCUAGGAGUUAUUUCAACACGACUUCCUUUCCCUUCCAGUUCGUUUGAUAUGGCUCACUGCUCAAGAUGCCUUAUCCCUUGGACAGAGUUUGGUGGACUCUACCUCAUGGAAAUUCACCGUAUACUUCGGCCAGGAGGAUUCUGGGUUCUUUCUGGACCACCUGUGAACUAUGAGAACCGUUGGCGAGGGUGGAAUACCACUGUUGAGGAACAAAGAUCAGACUAUGAAAAAUUACAGGAAUUGCUUACAUCUAUGUGCUUCAAACUGUUCAGCAAAAAGGAUGAUAUUGCUGUGUGGCGGAAGGCUUCAGACAAUAGCUGCUAUGAUGAGAAGCUUGCUAAUCCUGAUGCUUAUCCUCCCAAGUGUGAUGACAGCGUGGAGCCUGAUUCAGCUUGGUACACUCCUCUACGCUCAUGUGUGACAGUCCCAAACCCAAAGUUCAAGAAAUUGAGUUUGAAAUCUGUGACAAAGUGGCCACAACGUUUGGACGUUGCACCAGAUCGCCUCUCUGAUAUUCCUGGUGGGAAUGGUGGUGCCUUCAAGCAUGAUGAAAGCAAGUGGAAGGUCAGAGUUAAGCAUUACAAGAAGUUGGUUCCGGCCUUGGGAAGUGACAAGAUAAGGAAUGUUAUGGAUAUGAAUACAGUGUAUGGAGGUCUUGCAGCUCAACUAAUUGAGGAUCCUGUUUGGGUUAUGAACGUAGUGUCCUCCUAUGGUCCUAACACAUUGCCUGUGGUUUAUGAUCGGGGUCUCAUUGGAGUUUAUCAUGACUGGUGCGAGCCAUUCUCUACUUAUCCAAGAACAUAUGAUCUUCUUCACGCAGAUGGCCUCUUCACUGCUGAAAGUCAUAGGUGCGAUAUGAAGUAUGUGCUCUUGGAAAUGGAUCGAAUUCUUCGACCUAGUGGGUAUGCUAUCAUCCGGGAAAACAACUACUUUGUGGAUUCUAUCAGCACUAUUGCUAAGGGGAUGAAGUGGGAGUGUCGCAAGGAAGAAACCGGUUACAACAGUGAGAAUGAAAAGAUACUAAUCUGCCAGAAGAAACUCUGGUACUCUAAACAGAGUUCAAGAUGACAAACUACAAGAGUCUUUGAAUCAAGAAGGCCAUCGAGUUUUCUGGUUGAGAAUGAAAUAUAAGUUAUACUUGAUGUGAUUUAGCGAAAGCUCAAGAGCACAGGUCUAGAAAGGCAAAGCAUAUAUAGAUGAUUCUUUUUGCCGCACGAGAAGGAACGUGCUGUCUAUCCAAUUCAUUAUAGAAGAAAUUCAAAGGUUAAAGAAACCAGAGUUUGUCAUACUGAAAUCAGUCGAUUUUAAAGGAAUAUUAGAAAACAAUAAGAUCUUAUUAUUUUGUAGUUAAUGUAUUUUUUUUAAUCAAGUUUAUACAUGCUCCCAACAUUGUACUUAAAAUAGCCAGUACCUUAAAUUUUGUGCACGUGAUGAUAUAAAAAUGUGCUGAGAUUUUUACAUCAUGAA
Chenopodium quinoa (quinoa) is the source of this 2019-nucleotide messenger RNA. Its product is annotated as probable methyltransferase PMT21. Gene Ontology annotation, molecular function: methyltransferase activity. Gene Ontology annotation, cellular component: endosome; cytoplasm; trans-Golgi network. The record is from RefSeq and is a predicted model, not a curated record. NCBI's taxonomy places the organism in Eukaryota, Viridiplantae, Streptophyta, Magnoliopsida, Caryophyllales, Amaranthaceae.